AUGACGACGCUGCUCGACCUGAAGAGUAGCGUCUUGCGCCAGGUGCAAAGGAGCCAGUCGCUCAGGACUCGCAGGGAAUCACCGCCUGCUGCCGGUAGCCCUCUCUCCAACUGCCCAGAGCCCUUAUCCCGAAGGAUUUCUGAGGAGAGCAUGGAGUUCUUUGUGCGUAUGAACAGCAUUCUGCAGAAACAGGAGAACAUGCUGCAGGCCGGCGAGGCCGAGUGCCAAAGGGGAGCCUGCACUGUGCCACCGCCACAAGAGCACGUGGACCAGGCUUUUAUCCAGGAGAGAAUCAGCAGGACGGAGCUGGACUUGAUCUAUGAGGAGGUCGUGUACACAGUCAUCAACCGAGUUGGGGUGCCUUCAUCAGAACAUGUGACGAGUGACGAAGAGCUGUUUGCCUACCUCUUAAAGGUGUUUGAUAUGGGCGAGGAGGAACAUGACAUCAUACUACAGAAAGUGCAAGAAUCCAAGAGAGCCACUUUUUCCUUGAGAGCUUCUGUUUUGAAAGCCAAGAAUCUGCUGGCUAAAGACGCCAAUGGCUACAGUGACCCUUAUUGCAUGCUGGGCAUCUUGGAGGGGCAGAGCCCACGAGAGACUGAGGAAAAGAAGGAAAGGAAGUUCAGUUUCAGGAAGAGAAAGGACAAGCUGGAGAAACGCUCCAGCACCAAGGAAGCGCUGCCGGCUAGGUGCAUUCAGGUGACCGAAGUCAAGCCGGAGACACUCAACCCAGUUUGGGAUGAGCACUUCGUUUUUGAAGUUGACGACGUCCACAAUGACUUGCUCCAUUUGGAUAUUUGGGAUCAUGACGACGACGUCUCGGUGGCGGAGGCCUGCAAAAAGCUCAAUGAAGUCAGCGGACUUAGGGGAAUGGGAAGGUAUUUUAAGCAGAUUGCAAAGUCUGUACGUGCCAAUGGAUCGUCAUCAUCCGGCUCUGAGGAGAAUGCAGACGAUUUCCUAGGAUGCAUCAACAUUUCUUUAAAUGAAAUUCCCGUCGGAGGUUUUGACACUUGGUUCAAACUGGAGCCUCGCUCGAGUGCCUCCAAAGUGCAGGGUGAAUGUCACCUGAUACUAAAGCUGUUCACAAGCCAGAGAGACACGACGCUGUCGAAAAAAGAGUCCAACGUGUCCAUUCAUAAGAAGCUGCUGAGUCAGAUUGUUGAGUAUGAGCACGCUCAUGUCAAGCGAGAGCCGUACAACUGGAACGGGCAGGUCAGCCCCCCGGCGUGGACAGUGCUGACUCACCAUGCCGUGCAAACCGAUCUCACUCGUCUCCAACAGGCCAUAAUUCGCUGGCAGUGCUACAGCGGCCAUCAUCGAACCCAACGGGUGUGCUAUUCCCUGCUGCUGCGCCUCCUGAGGGCCAUCGAUGCAGAGUGGGACCCUCCCUCUGUGAGAGGAGACCUGGAGAGGCAGCUGUCAGACAGCUUCAGGCUUUACACAGAGCACUGCUUGUGCCUGAUGAAGAACAUGCGGCAGGUUUUCCCCUGCACCAGCGCCGCUGCCAUUACACGAUACGAGCUCAUGCUGAGGGGGAUCGGUUACAUGCAGAACAUGCGGGCGUUUAAGACCGUUUGCCCCUUGCGUAACCAGCUGCACUUGGACAUCACAUCCGCUGUGAAGAAAGGAACCUCUGAGUGGUACGACAGUUUAAUCGCGCAGUACAGGCCAGAGGAUGGGUCACUGGAAGAGCAGCUGAAAAAAUUGGUUAUUGUGGUGGAUGCCGUCUGCACAGACAUGCAGAGAGCUCAGAAUAUCUACAACAAACUUUUCUACAGCGCAGUCAAAGUGGAUUUCUUCAGCGUGACAUACAGGCUGCUGGAGAAACUGGUGGCUGAUGAUGUCAACGUGGCCAUGGAAAGACUUUGCGGCACUCUUGAGCAGGAAAGUUCCAGACUGACUCAGACGAUGGGCGAGACGGUCUUUGAGCUUUUCGUGUCUCUGAAGAGCCUCAAAGGCUUCCGGGAGUUCCUUCCUCUCAAAGAUGCAAAAAUGUUGGCCUUAACGGUAUUCCACAACUGGUUCAAGUCAUCCAUUCACAAAUUCCUGCAGAUUGUUCACGAAAGGUCAUGUGACAGGAUCUGCAAAGCGGUAGAAACGGACAAGAUGGAAGCAGUGCAGCAAGGCAAGCACAGCUCUUCGGCCACGGAAGUGACAGCCUGUUUCCGACAGGUCCGUGAUAUCUGGCUCCAGCUGGCCUGGCCGGAUUCUGCGGGUGCCUUCAUCUUUGUCACCCGCUUGACCGACAACUUUUGCAGCGAGGCUGUGUGUUACUCUGAGAUGCUCACGCGUAAGAUUGAGAGAAGCCAGCUGGGCAGGGACCACAAGGGCUUCAUAGUUCAGCUGUGCGUGGCCCUAAACGACGUGGAGCACGUCCGUGUAUUUCUGGGUCACCUGCCCCGCGACCUGGACUGGCCGGGCGUGGAGCGUGCCAUGGAGGAGUCCUGCGGCGCCGAGGGCAAAGAGCAGGUGUUCAAGGCCCUCAACGGGCAACUCUUCAAUAUGGAUCAAGACCUGCAAAGGGAAGCCAAGCGUCUCAUUGCGCUGCUCACAGACAAGAUGAUGCCUGAGCUUCGGCGUUACAUCCAGCACAUCAGCUUGUCUCCUGACUCCAUCAACAACGACGAUGCCGUGGACCCCCUCAUGAAAUACCUGCAGGAGACUGUGGUCAUCCUCAAGGAAACACUAGUGAAGGACAACCUCACACGGGUUCUGCAGAGCCUAUGGGAGCUGCUUCUGCGCAUGAUCCUGGACUCUGUCAGAGAAAACCGAGGCGUCCAGGUGGAGUUCUACAACCGAUUCCAGUACACUGUAGAGACCUUAUUGCAAUUCCUCCAAGGAAAUGGUUUAUCCCAAGAAGAUAUGAAGACUGGGGACUACAAGGCUCUGGAGGAGGAGCUAAAGCUGAACAAAUGUUCCUCCUUCGAGCUGAUCGAACAGUACUACCUGGAAAAGAUCUCCCUGCAGAAAACCCUCAAACACACACGCUUCGGUCGUAUAAGUGUCAAGUGCUACUACGAUGCGCCUGAGCAGAGGCUGACUGUGGAAAUCCUGCACGCUGCUGACAUUAUGGCGCUGGAUGCAAAUGGUCUUAGCGACCCGUUCGUCAUUGUAGAGCUUUGUCCACACCACCUCUUCCCGCUGGCCAAGAGCCAGCGAACGCAGGUGAAGCUGAAGACGUUACACCCAGUGUUUGACGAGCUCUUCUACUUCCACGUGAGCCCUGAACAGUACAGGCACAGAUUCGCCUGCUUGACAUUCACCGUAAUGGACUACGACUGGCUGUCAACCAAUGACUUUGCCGGAGAGGCUGUGGCCCCGCUCAGCGACUUCUGCUGGCCGGGGAGGCCCAACGCCACGGCGGCCGGCAAGAGUGUGCAGCCCUUCAUCCUCCACCUGUCUCGCAGCAAACCCAGCGAGAAGCCUAUCAUGCGGAUGCUGGACGCUCGAACGGGUGACAGAGAGGCUCAGGAGUUUGUCCGCAGGCUGAAGGAGAUUGAGAAGUCCAUGGAAGAGGAGUAA
This is a messenger RNA of Nerophis lumbriciformis (worm pipefish), 3522 nucleotides long. NCBI's taxonomy places the organism in Eukaryota, Metazoa, Chordata, Actinopteri, Syngnathiformes, Syngnathidae. The record is from RefSeq and is a predicted model, not a curated record.